AGCGUUCGCCAUUGGUCCUUUCCCAUAGAUCUAUAUAUAUCCUGAUCUAUAAUAAUAAUGAAUUAGACUAGAUCUACUAGUGAUCUAGAUUCUAAAUUCUAGCUAGAUCUAUCUAUAUCUAGAAUAUAUACUAGUCUAAAUCUAGAACCUAUCGACAAAAACUAAUAAUGUUUGAUGCAGUUAAAAGAAAUUACAUUAAAAUAUUAUUUCCACUGACUGCAUUUUGCUUAUGCCUUAGCUUAUAUCAUAAUUAUACAGUUAUUCCUAUGCCUGAUAGCAACAAUGGCAAUGAUUUAUGUAUCAUUGGAAAAGAUAGACUUUUUGUCAAUAAGGAUAAUGAACAAAAUCUUAGCAGGCAGUGGUGGGAAUGGGCUUGUCUUUUAGAAAAGGAGUGGGACAAAGGAGCUGAAUACUCUUGUAAAGACAUAAAGUUGAUUGGAAACUAUAAAAUUUGUUUUGAUGAGCCUUAUAAACCAAGUCCACCAUGUUUGGUUUAUUCUUUUGGAAUUGAUAAUGAUUUCCGUUUUGAUGAUGCCAUGGCAGAAAUUGGUUGUGAAGUUUUCUCUUUUGAUCCCAGCAUGGGGGUAGAAGAUCAUCAGCGUUCAGAAAGAGUUCGAUUCCUAAAUUUAGGUAUAGCAACUUUUGAUUCUGAUAACUUUAUGCCUCUCAUGGAUGGCUAUACUUUAAAUUCAAAGAAAACAUGGAAGAUUAGAACAUUAUCUUCUAUAAAAAAAAUGCUUGGCCACGAAAAGAGAGCUCUGGAUAUUUUGAAGAUUGAUGUUGAAACCUAUGAAUGGGAAAUAAUGAAAGAUCUUGUAAAAAAUGGAUCCCUGCAAUCAGUUAAACAGUUAACAUUGGAGUGGCACAUCUUUGCUAAUGAGCCAAUGAGAACAGAGUUUCCCAACAUGUAUGGAACAUAUAUGAACCUGAAAAAAAUAGGAUUUCAACAAUUUUAUUCCAGCUAUUGGGCUCGGUAUCACACCUUUCAAUAUUUUAACUCUCAAGAGGAUAACUCUUUAGUCAAUACUCAGUUUAAGUUGUAAACAGUUGACAUAUUUGUUUUUGAUUAAUUUUUGCCAACAUAUGUGUUUCAGUCUUGCAAAAAGCUCAUUUUAAGUUGUUCAGAUUUCAUACAUGAGUUGCACUUUAAAACAAUUUUAAAAAAUUACGUGAUAUCUUUAUAUAUAUUUUUUACAUAUUAGUUUUUUUUUAAAUUACAUCUAGUGUUAAGAUAUAUUUUUGGGGGCUCUAGGAUUUGCAUACAUAUCAUGUACUGUUCAAUAAAAAAAAUUUCUGCUUAAAUAAGAUCUGAAACAUCAUCAAAUAUUCAAUCAUCACUUUUGGUCUUUAUAUAUUUUCUUAGAACUUAAAUUUUCUUAACAGCUGCAUUUAUUUUUAAACUUGUUGAUUUUAAACAUUUAAGUUUUAUUUAUCUAAAUAUAUUUUUUGUUUGUAUACAUUGAACCAAAAUCUGAAACAGCAUUUUCAUUCUGGCAUUUAUUUCAUUUUAAAAUUUGAUCAUAAUGCCAAUAAGUGACAUUGAUCUAACCAAUGAAAUUUAUGUAUUUGUUGUACACAUUACAGUUUCAUUGUUAUUUCGGUCCCAAUAUUCUUGUUCAACUCAUUUGUUUUCAUUGGUGAUAUAUUUAGUUUAAUUCUUAGAAAGUAUUUAUAUUUGUUCCAUGGGGCUUAAUCCAAUUAUUGUUUUUUUAGGCUAACACAACUCAGCCUUUAUUUUCCCUGGCAGAAUACUUGAUGGGAUCUGGAUUGUUCUGAAAUAACUAGUCAAAAUCCCGUUCUUCACAAAGACUUCAACCCUUUGAAGCUUUGGCAUGGUAACUAAAAUCUCAAACACACAUCCCUUAUUGAUAUAUAAUAUAUAUAUAUACUGAAUAUUCUUAAUUGCCCUGACUGACUCAUUACUAAUUAUCCCACCUGCGGUGAAUUAAAAAAUAUGAAAAUUUAACCAGUUUACUUAUUAAACUUUUUUUUCCAUACAUUUCUCCUUGGUGCUUAUCUUAAUUUUGUAGACAUUUAAUAAAUUUUAUUUUUGUCAUAUGAAGCCGACAUUGAAUAAAUAAAUGUUUUUGUGUGUAAAAAUUUAUAAAAAAAUCAAAUUGAAAUGUAUGUGUAACUAUAUUAUUUUGUGUGUUGAGGGUGGCGGUAAAAAAAAAAGAUAAUAGAAUUCUUGGGUGAGGAAGCAUUACGAUGCCAGAGUUAUAACAAAUAAAGAGGUCCAACCAAAAGCAUUAUAAAGCUUAUGAAAUACUUACAUAUUGAAUUAAGAAGCUGAAGAAAAGGCAAUGAUUGUAUAUAAAAUAAUUUUUUUUUAGGGGUGGUGACAGGGAAAGUUAGAAAUGUGAAACUAGCAUUUUUACUAUGUGUUAGUGUGUGUGAGGUCAUUGUAAUUCAAUGUUCCUUUCAGACCUUGUGAUCUAUAGGGCAGAUAAUGUUAAGGUCAUCCGUUUCUUCGUCCAAUAGUUAAAGAGCAGGGUGUCAUGUCAUUAUUAGUCAUUAUUGACAUAUACCUUUGGUAUAUAUUAAGGAUAAGACGGUUUCUCUAGAUUGAAAGUUGGACAUUAAAAUGUUCAACAAAAACAAUACCCAGUAUUGCUGGUACUUGAUUGAUUGCUUAUUCAAAGAUAUAACCAAAUUGUAGAAACUAUAUUUAUGAAAUGUCCUAGAAAUUUUUAAAAUAAAUGGCAUAUCUUUUUAUACAUGCACUGCUUAGUGAAAGGUGUGAUCUAGUCUGUUACCUCUAGUCAAUAAAAACCUAAAAACUUAUUGGCCAUUUAAGGUUCGAGAUAAUGACUUAUUUUCAUUUUGAUGAACUAGAAAUCUCUGUUUAUCUAGAGUUGUUUUAAAUAUAAAUAUUGGCGAUCUGCCUUUGUUUAUGAAACCACUGAACUUUUCUAGCUUUGGACAGUUUUUAUUAAACUUGUCUUCUGCUUUUAUCAAGCUAUAAUUGUUCAUUAAUGUUUUUUAGCUUUGUGAUUUAUUGUUUUGUUUUUUUUUGUUAAAGAAAUCAUAAAUUUUUCUUAGGGUUAAAAAGUCUCAAAACUUGUUGAAUAAUGGUAUAUUAUAAGUUAGUUGUUUAAAUCAUUUGGUUUUGUUUUGAAUUACUCCCUGAAAGCAAAAUUACUUUGUGCUGAUGCUUUUUUUUUUACUUUGAAUAAUGUAUAUCACAAUAUUAAAGGAAGAGGAAAAAAAAAAAAGAAAUAGAUUUUAGUUAAAAAGAAGAGAUGUAGAAUUGUUAAGCAACUUAUAAUCCUGAUCUGUACAAACAAUAUUACUAAUUCAAGAAAAUAAUUUAAGAAAGUCAUUUAGCAAAAUUUAUUUCAAAUGAAUUCACCCAUUGAGUUAGUUUCCUUGACCUAGAAAGCACAUAUUUUGUUUUAAAAUAUUUGUAUUAAAUUUAUCAUAGAAUUGUCAAUUAGUUCAUACAUGUUGAAAAUAUAAUAAUCCAUAAUUCUGAAAUGUUGGAUAAGAAGUUCACUGAUUCCUGCAUUUGUUUGGUCUAACAUCAAACUUGCACUAUGAUGAAUUAUUAAUUGUAAAUUAGGUUUUAAAUUUAAGAAUGUUUUAUCACAGAUAUUAAUUAUAUCAACCAGAAAUACUCCACAUUGUUUAGGCAAAAGCCUUUAGUCAUUAAUACUCAUUGUUUGCAACUCCAUACCUUUGAAAAUAAAAUGUUUUUGUAUUUUUUCUCUUCUAUUUGUUCCAUGUAUUGUUCAAUAUUUAAUUGCAAUACAUUUUCAAUGUUUAUUUAGUAUUGUAUAUGUUGAAAUUUUUUUUUUUUUGGUAAAAUGUUUUUUAGAAUAAAAUUAUUUUGUGCUCAA
Molecule: messenger RNA, 3839 nt
Organism: Biomphalaria glabrata
Lineage: Eukaryota; Metazoa; Mollusca; Gastropoda; Planorbidae
Product: probable methyltransferase-like protein 24
Exons: 6
Coding region: 168-1043 (291 amino acids)
Source: RefSeq, a predicted model, not a curated record